Messenger RNA from Sabethes cyaneus, 3929 nucleotides. RefSeq lists its product as uncharacterized. The transcript has 5 exons. Bases 201 to 3278 code for a protein of 1025 amino acids. The record is from RefSeq and is a predicted model, not a curated record. Gene Ontology annotation, cellular component: nucleus. Gene Ontology annotation, biological process: regulation of transcription by RNA polymerase II. Gene Ontology annotation, molecular function: DNA-binding transcription activator activity, RNA polymerase II-specific; RNA polymerase II cis-regulatory region sequence-specific DNA binding. Lineage: Eukaryota; Metazoa; Arthropoda; Insecta; Diptera; Culicidae.
GGAUUUUUGUGCUUUUUCUGUUGGAUUCGGAAGAGAAUCUAAAGGGACAACAGGUUUUAGUGCCCUAUUAAUCGCUUUGCUGUGCUUUACGGUGAUAAAAAGAUUAAUUUGAUUGGUUGAAGUGAAAAUAUUUAAGGUUACUUCCGGAUAAACCAAGAAAAUUGCCAACUUGAUUGGCUAAUAAAUAAACACAGCGUGCGAUGACCACGCUUAUCCCAACGUCGCAACCCACCGGGGUUGAGACGUACGAGGACAUGUUCAAAGAAAUCACUCGUAAAUUAUACGGAGAAGAAUCUGCACAUGGUCUAUAUCCGCACAACACCCAGGUGGUGCAAGUAGCCCAGCUAGGAUCUGGAGCUACGGCGGCUCCAGAGGGUGGUGAACGCUCCUUUACAACGUUAGUGUCGGAUCGUAGUCUAACGCAAAUCGAUUACGAAACCCCUACAGUGAGCGAUCAACAACAGCAAGGCGUUGCUGGUCAACAAGCACAAUCACAGCAGCAACCGCCAGGUGGUACCUUUAAAACAGAGGAUCAUCUAACGACGGCUUUUGGAUUGGCCGCCCUUAUGCAGAAUGGGUUUCCGCCCCCAGGUGCCAUACUAAACCCGGUCAAUUUCCCGGUUAGCACAUCAGCGAAAACGAGCACAAAUAUCACAACUGCCAACACCUCUGAUGAUCGUUGGCAGCAGACUCAACAACAAAGCACUCCUCAGGAGCAACCUGGUGACCAAAUUUGGAACACCGGCAAACAUUCCUCGUCGUCAUCGUUCUCGCAAAAGCCAUUCAAGAAACCCAAAGUGGAGCCACAGGAUAACUCGCCCACUACAAACGGUGCCAGUACGUUGAACAUUCCCCAAGCUGGAACGGAUAAGAAAGGCAACUUCACUGCGGCAGCAGCCGUAGGAGCGGCAACAGGCAAACGCUACAGCUGUACUUCUUGCCCAUACACUACUGAUCGCCGGGAUCUGUUUACACGCCAUGAAAAUAUUCACAAGGAAGAAAAGCCAUUCCAUUGUUACGCUUGCCUCAAACAGUUCAAUCGGGCGGAUCACGUGAAGAAGCAUUUCCUUAGAAUGCAUCGCGACAUGGAGUACGAGAUUGCCAAAACUAGGCGCACAGUAAGCACGAAAAGUUACUACAAUAACGGUACCAAUACUAGCGGAAUUGUGCCGACAGUGUCCGCUCCUGCUCCAACUCCUGUGGUUUCUCAACCACAAACUAUCCAAGCCAACACACUAAACAUUCCGCAGGCUGCUUUCCCAACACAGAUAACCAUUCCCUCCCAUCACGUAACCAUCGAACAUUCCACCGUCAAUACCUCCACCAUCACCACGCUGAACGGUGCCAUACAUCAUGUCACACAGCACCAAAACCAACAGCAACAGCAAGCCCCAACACUGCAACACCAACAGCAGCAGCAGCAACCACAACAGACGACACAAAUCAUCGUGGCUCCACCGAUAGUUGCCAUCAAGCAGGAGAAAGGAACUGCCAUCGUAACGAAUAACAACAGCAACAUUGUCAACAGUAGCAUCAACAGCAGUAACACUAGCAACAUGGUUGAUGAAAAACCAUUCGCCAAGAAGGGUAAAAGCGAGAAACGAUUCACCUGCUGCUAUUGUCCCUGGUCCGGUGCUGAUAACUGGGGCCUGAAACGCCAUCUGAACACCCACACGAAACCGUUUGUCUGUAUGCUUUGCGACUACAAGGCAGCACGCUCGGAACGCCUGGCGACGCACGUGUUCAAGGUACACAACAAGAAAGCCUGCAACAAAUGCAACUAUUUCGCCGAAGAUCAAGAGCAACUGAACGCACAUCAACUGGAGGUCCACCUACUCAACAUGCAGGCAAUUGGGCGCAACAAAGCUUCCGUCACGCAGGAUUUUCAUAACGCGGGAGGCGGAAACCAUUACGUUAGCAACAACAGCAGCAACAGCAACAGCAGUAGUAGCAGCAACAGUACCAAUAAACUGUCGUUACUAGUAGCAGCAUCCUCGUCAGCAUCAUGCUCACCAUCGUCCUCACCACCGUGGUGCUCGCCGGCCCUGGCAACAGCUGCUGUCGCUGCCAUGAACGAUUGCUCAACGAAACAAAACCUACACAAUGCGAUGGGCAGCCCCGUGCCGGCCACCAGCCUGACUGAGGAGCAUCUGUCGCUGCUCCAGCUACUGGCCACGGCCGCCGUUGCCCAGCAACAACAUCUGCAGCAACAGAAGGCGACGUCGAUGACCACCAAUAUCACUACGCCGCCUCCCGCGAACCAUCCUCCACAGCAACCGAACCACCAUCAUCACGAGAAUAGUACAAAUAGUCAGAGUCAGAAUUCGACCGCUGAUGCCGGUUCUAAGCGACGUCGCAAAAGUAGUUCCCGAAAGGACAAGGAAAACCAAGACAAAAUCCACCGUCGUCCGCUGCCAUCCCCAGCGGUUGGGACGAUCGGUAGUGGACAGAAGGUUAUGGAUUUGACCACCCACUCGGCCGGCGGUCCUACAGGCAACGGAAUUGAACGAAACAACAACAGCAGCAACAAUAACAAUAGUAGCGUUAACAAUAAGAAUAUAAACGAAACUAUUUUUGAUAGAGUGUAUAAGAAGCCGUACAACAAUAUGAUGUAUUUAGCGAGCGCGUUCUGUAAACCGAUCAUCGAGAAAGAGGAGAACGAACCGGGCGAAGGUAAGGAGCCUUUUUCGCUGGCUGAGUUUCUGCGAAACCACAAAGAGGUUUCCAUCAGUACUCUGUCGCCCAGUAGCACCAAACCAGGAGAGGAUGAAGAUGUGGUUUUUGUCAAAGAGGAGCAAAGUCGAAAGCAGCUGGAACAGCAUAAGUUCACAGCUGCCGAGCAGAAUACCCCCUCGUUGGAUGCCGCAGAUGAUGCUACUCAAAUCGGUGACAUUCGGGACAAGCACAUGAUCCGGCUCAUUACUCGUCGGCUUUGCUGUCGCAUUUGCCAGAACCAGCAGCGGUUGGAACGUCUGGACAACUGUCACUAUCACAGCAAGACUUCGUUGAUAUUGCACACUCGCUGGCGCCACGGAUCGGUGUCCAGUUCCAAGCAAUGCUGCAAAUUUUGCGGAGCUCAGUUUGUCCAGCGCUACAAGCUAAUCCUACAUCAAAGACUGACACAUCGCAAUGCGAAGCUAGGCAACAAGACCAGGUCAACGGAGAAAAUUCCAGCUCCUGCGAAAAAAUCCGCUAAAGGUACCAGUAAAAAGUCUAAGCAACGCAAACAGAAAAAGCGCAAACAAAAAUGUCGAUCAGGCGGUAAAAAACGAAAAUAAUCUGGAUCAAAACGUGAAGAAAGUUCAUUUUUUAAUUAUUCGUUUAUCUUUUUUUAUCGGUUAUUUCCACUGUACAGAUACUAUUGAUUUCAACUAAGCGGCAAUCUAGCGUCUUAGCCAGUCGAAAAGGAAUAGCUAUUCUACUAGCGUUGUACUACUACAGAGCCAGAAGAAGUCUGGCAUGUGUGUUUUCGCACAAAUAGUUUUUACACAUAGAACGACAAGAGUUCGUCAACAAAUUUAUCGCGGACGGAAAAUUACUUCCGUUGCUACAAAAACAGCUCAAAACUCAAUCCGGCUUAGCCAAGUGUGCAAUCUACUUAUCUUAUGUUAAUUUUCGAUUUUCAAACAAACACUAGCGCUGGCAACAACGUACAAACACGAAAACACGUUUGUUUUUAGAUCAACUUUAUCAAUGAGAGCAGAAUAUAUUACUUUUUUUUUGUCGUUGGUAACAACAUUGAAACAAUUCCAAACAUCAGAGAAAACAUUAUGCAAGAUAAUGUAGAACGGAAUUAUUUUAUUGGUUAGAUUUUCGACACACUACGAUACUAAUAAUAUUAAACAAAGAUCAACACAGAAGAAAUUAACACGUGUCAUACCCAUGUCAUGAGGGCAGAAAAGCAGAUGAGAAGAGAAAAUUGAAAAAUA